Messenger RNA from Auanema sp. JU1783, 1044 nucleotides. NCBI's taxonomy places the organism in Eukaryota, Metazoa, Nematoda, Chromadorea, Rhabditida, Rhabditidae. The record is from the annotation of a GenBank genome assembly.
AUGUCCACGAACUUGAAUGAACCCAAAUGCGUCCUUAUAACUGGAGGAUGCGGCUUUAUUGGAUCUAAUUUCAUUAACUACAUGUUUGAUAAAUGGAGUAAUUGCAAAAUUAUAAACUAUGAUAAAUUGGCUUUCGGAGCAUCGCCUAAGCAUGUCAUAAAGCGUAUUCGUGACUCGGAUCGUUAUGUUUUCGUUGAGGCCCGUUUAGAAGAUCAGGAAAAGUUGGAUCAAUGCUUACAUGAGCAUCAGGUUGAUAUGGUGAUUCACUUCGCUGCCAUAACCCAUGUUGAUGAAUCGUACACAGAUCGGAUAGGGACAAUCCAAGAUAAUGUCAUAUCUACUACAACUCUCUUAGAAAGUUUGGCUAAUCGUAACUAUAAAGGCCUCAAACGAUUUGUUCACAUCAGUACCGAUGAAGUUUAUGGUGACUCUUUCGCGGACAGCACACCCAAAAACGAGCAAUCUCUUCCAAAUCCUACAAACCCUUAUGCUGCCAGUAAAGCAGCGUGCGAAAUGAUAAUCAGAGCUUAUUGGCAUUCUUACAAACUUCCUUAUGUGAUGGUCCGCAUGAAUAACGUAUACGGACCUCGUCAAGCUACAAGCAAACUAAUCCCUAAGUUUGUGAAGUUGGCUUUAGAAGGUAAGCCGUACCCUUUGAUGGGAGACGGCCUACACACCAGAAGCUGGAUGUUUGUGGCAGAUUGCUCUGAAGCUAUUCGUAGAGUAGCCGAAGAUGGAACCUUAGGAGAAGUUUAUAACAUCGGAACAGACUUUGAGAUGACCAAUAGAGAGUUAACAUGGAAAAUUCAUUCAAUCGUUAAUAAGCUGCAAGACAGAGAUGAGUGUGAACCUGCCUUGAUUCACAUACCUGAUCGGCCUUAUCACGAUCGUCGCUAUUAUAUAGAUUUUACAAAAAUAAGAAAUACAAUGGGCUGGCAAUGUACAACAUCAUUUGACAAAGGUCUCAUGGAAACGAUCGAAUACUAUGUACGAGAGCAUCGAAAAGAAAAGAACAAAUCGGUCGAGUCAAGAAUUCAAGGAUAA